GGUUGCUCGCGACGCCACUUCCGGUUCUGGCGCUGCCUUUACCCGCCGUCGGCGAGGCUCGGCGUUGGAAACUCCGCAGGAGCAGUGUGUGGGCGGAGGUGGAGGCGCGAUCACGCGAAGAGGAGAUAACUUCCGGCGGAGAGCGGUUUUCCGGAAACACUGGGUCACGUGGCCGCCCAAAUGAACCACAUGGAGGCGCUGUCGGUGUUGGUGGCAGCGUGGGUGCUAGCGGCGGCGACGGCAGCGCCAUCUACUUCCUCCACAGCUGCCACAACGUUCGUCCACCAGAGCACGUCAGACUCGCUCUCCGUCGCAGCAGCUGCCGCAAAACAGAGGCAUGGACUUCCCAGCAGUAUACAUGAAGAGAUAAACAGGAGAAUUUUCCCCCAAAGAAGUUCAAGGGGAAUACUUGUGGAUUCCUUGCCACUCGGAAAGAAACAUUCUCAAAACCUAUCUCAUAAAAAGAACAUUUUCGUUAUGAGAAAGGAUUGUAAAGAAGGAAUGUCUGUCCCGAAGUCAACAGACCAAACACUGCGAAUAUUAAGGGCAGACGGGACAGAAGUUAUUUUUGGAACGUCUGUAGCAAUCUGUAAGCCCCAAUUACAGCUCGAAAUGGCGAACGUCGGUUUCAAACCGAGCAUAGUAACAGCAGUAAAAAGUGGUCCUCUAAGAGCUGACUUGAAAAGAGAUAACAAGCUUUUUAUUUAUGUACCAGAAAAGCAAGGAAUGCGGGGGAAUAUACCACAUUUUUUCAUUUGGCCGACAUCUUCGCAGCUCCAACGCACUACAAAAGGAAUAGAGAAUAAUGAGGCUUCAGGGGAAAUGAAUGUGUCGAAAGCGUUCUCCCAGCGCCAACCUUUGUUUGGGAGAAUAAAGGCGAGCAAGAGUCUCACUAAACACCACUCGUCGCACUUCAGCAGAGCAGGAGGCGGCGCGCACCGCGUGGCCAAACGCUCGCCGCUGGGGCUGGGGCUGGUGCCGGCGGUGGCCGUCACCCACCACGGCUCCGCGGCCCCGGCCUCCGCCCACCACAGCGUCGUGCUGCACCCCAAGCCCGCGCACGCCGUCACGGUGGCCGCGCUCCACGGCGUGGCCGGCCUCGUCACCCACGCCGUCAUCGACCCUGGCCUGCACAUCUCCUCCACCACCGUGCUCAGCCACGACAAGCCCCUGCUGCCCGAAGCCCCCCACGCGCUCGUCAUCCCCGUCGUCGCCCUCGCCCACCCGGCGCACCACUCGCUCUUCCGGUCGCACGUGGGCGGCUUCGGCGUCGGGCUCGACUUCGGUGGCCACGGCGCGGGCCACGGCUUCUACGCGGCGGCCUCCGCCUUCGCCUUCCGCUAG
This is a messenger RNA of Gryllus bimaculatus (two-spotted cricket), 1344 nucleotides long. The record is from the annotation of a GenBank genome assembly. NCBI's taxonomy places the organism in Eukaryota, Metazoa, Arthropoda, Insecta, Orthoptera, Gryllidae.